Molecule: messenger RNA, 1583 nt
Organism: Nymphalis io (European peacock)
Lineage: Eukaryota; Metazoa; Arthropoda; Insecta; Lepidoptera; Nymphalidae
Gene: Ythdc1
Product: YTH domain-containing protein 1
Exons: 1
Coding region: 187-1521 (444 amino acids)
Biological process (GO): mRNA splicing, via spliceosome; regulation of alternative mRNA splicing, via spliceosome
Cellular component (GO): nucleoplasm
Molecular function (GO): mRNA binding; N6-methyladenosine-containing RNA reader activity
Source: RefSeq, a predicted model, not a curated record
CGCAAGCGAUAUGCAAUAUUUUUAAGAAAAUUAUUGUUUCAUGUAGUUCAAUGUUUCGGAAUAUAUAGCUAUAAUGAUAUAAAAUAUUUAUUAUUGAAGAGAAACUCCUAGACAAUCUGUGUUUUAAAAUUCCUUUAGGAAUGUAAUUUUUUGAUUAAAUUAAAUAGAAAACAUUGCAUAUUGAAAAUGGAGGUGUCUAAUAACACUGACGCUGUAAAUCUUGGCGUUGGUGAAGUCGAAGCAGAAAUCGGGGAAGAGUUAAAACAAUUAGAGGAGGGAAAAGAUUAUGACACUCGUAGCGAAGUAUCUAGCUCUUCAUCGAGUGAUUCAAGUACGCCAAGUAUAAGUUCAGUUAGUAGCAAUAAGUCUAAAGUGAGACGUGCUAAUCGUAAACGUACUAAAUCUGACAGCCAUUCUCCCGUUCUGACUAAGCGACGUUGUGUUACUUCGACUAAUUCAAAGAUCAAAACCUAUGAUUAUAUGACAAAACUAAAUUACUUAUUUAGAGAUACACGAUUCUUUCUUAUUAAAUCCAAUAAUGCAGAAAAUAUAACACUAUCAAAAGCAAAGGGUGUAUGGUCAACAUUACCCCAAAAUGAAGCAAAUUUAAAUCAAGCAUAUAGAGAAUCUAGAAACGUGCUACUCAUAUUUUCUGUUAAAGAAAGUGGUAAAUUUGCUGGAUUUGCAAGACUCGCAAGUGAAUCUCGUAGAGAUGUUCCUCCAAUUUCUUGGGUACUUCCUCCUGGACUUUCUGCUAAAGUUUUAGAUGGGGUUUUCAAAGUAGAUUGGAUUUGCAGGAAAGAACUGUCUUUUAGCAGUACGCUCCAUUUAUACAAUCCCUGGAAUGAGGGUAAACCAGUGAAAAUUGGCAGAGAUGGUCAAGAAAUAGAACCUAAAGUUGCUGAAGAAUUGUGUAGACUAUUUCCUGAAGAUGAGGGUAUAGAAAUGACACCUAUAUUAAGAAAAUCUAAGGAGGCUUCUAAGAAAGCUUAUUUAAAAAGUGGGGGUAGCUAUAGAACCUAUAGAGCACCAUUGGCCUCUAGAGGUACAAGCUAUAGAAAUCGUAUGAAUACAUCUUCAAGGAGUAGAAGAAAGCCUUUUAUUUCCCCAAGAAAUCGAUUAGGAUCUUCCUCUUUUAAGAGGAGAUCACCAUCACCAUAUAUGAGAGAUCGAUUACCUUCAUGGUAUGCACGAAACCGCGAAAGUUAUAACAAUACUGGCUCUGCUGCGGCAGAAGCAUAUGUUGCAGAAUACAUGCGCUCUAUGCACCAUCAACUGCCUCCACUGCCAUACGUACCUCCACCAGGAUUUAGUGGUGCCAUUGCAACAUAUGAGGGCUUGCCCCCUCCACCACCACCACCAAGAUACUAUGAUUUAGCUGAUUAUCCUCGUUCAGUGCUUGUUUAUGAUAAAAGGUCAUAUGAACGUUCAGUAGAUGAGUUUUUGUGGCGAACCUCUGACAGAUCACAUGGUCGCAGUCGGGAACGUGAAUCACACAGAUCAUAUAGAGAUCGUCGUUGAAAGUAAAUAUACCACCGAUGUAUUAAUUAUUUUAUGAUUGCUAAUAAAAAGUUGUGUAUGAA